AUGGCACAGCAAGAGGAAGAGGAUGGACCUGUAUACACAUUGGAUGAAGCACUUACAUCAGUUGGAAUUGGCAAAUUUCAGUAUAUGGUGAUGUGUUAUGCGGGUCUUGGUCAUAUUGCUGAAGCAGCUGAGACUAUGAUUCUGUCUUUUAUAGGACCUGCUCUAAGGUCCCAAUGGGAACUUUCUCCUACUCAAGAAAGCCUUAUGACUACUAUUGUUUUCGCUGGCAUGCUUGUCGGAGCUAUUUUCUGGGGCUUCGUCUCAGACACUUACGGAAGAAGGAAGGGUCUUCUAAGUAUAGCAAUAGUGACCGCACUAUCUGCAGCACUCAGUACCUUUUCUCCGAAUUAUAAUUGGUUGCUUGCCGUGCGUAUGAUGGUUGGAUUUGGAGUAAGUGGUGGACCUGUAUAUGGAUCUUGGUUUCUUGAAUUUGUGCCUUCGCAAAACAGAGGCAUGUGGACUAUUAUCUGUACAGGUUUUUGGACAAUUGGAACAAUUCUUGAGGCUUUAUUGGCACUGAUGAUUAUGCCAAGAUUGGGUUGGAGGUGGUUACUGGCUUUAUCAUCCAUGCCAUCAUUUGCAGCACUAUUGUUAUUUGUAUUUACAGUAGAAUCUCCUAGAUAUCUAUGUGCCGUAGGUAGAACAAAAGACGCAUGUGAUAUUUUGAAGAAAAUAGCUGUGGUCAAUAAGACGCAACUUCCCCCUAGAAAGCUUGUCUCUUCUCAACUCACUGAGGAAUUACUGUCUCCUGGGAAAAUCAAAGUCCCAAAUCUUAAAUCAGGCUUCUCAUCACUACUAAUGCUUUUGUCCCCCACAUUACUUAGAAAUACCCUCCUCAUAUGGGUGGUUUAUAUUGGUAAUUCCUUCUCAUAUUACGGCAUUAUAUUGCUGACCUCUCUGUUUAGCAGUGGACGAUGUCAACAUUCGUCAAUUGCUUUGAGCAUGAAAGAUGAUCAGAGCCUUUAUACAAAUGUGCUCAUCAAUAGUUUUGCAGAGAUCCCGGGAACUCUUUUAGCAGCUAUAAUGGUGGAGAAAGUUGGUCGAAAAUUAAGUAUGGCACUUACGUGUGCUUUAAACUUCCUAUUCCUUUUACCGCUUCUUACACCUGAACUACCUGCUUUGACUACUGCCUUGCUAUUUGGUGCCCGUACUUUCAUUUCGGGAAGCCUCGUCAUUGUGGGUGUCUAUUGUCGAGAGAUAUAUCCAACGUCUGUAAGGUCAACUGGUAUUGGAGUAGCAAGUUCUGUAGGAAGAAUAGGGGCCAUGCUUUCUCCUGUCGUUGCCGUGCAAUUGAUAAGAGGGUGCCAUCAAAUGGCUGCAAUCAUAGCUUUUGAAGCAGUUCUAGUUUUAUCAGCGGCCAGUAUUAUGCUCUUCUCACUAGAAACAAAGGGUAGGGAACUAAUUGAUACUCUUGUUGUCUAA
Molecule: messenger RNA, 1422 nt
Organism: Lycium ferocissimum
Lineage: Eukaryota; Viridiplantae; Streptophyta; Magnoliopsida; Solanales; Solanaceae
Product: organic cation/carnitine transporter 7-like
Exons: 5
Coding region: 1-1422 (473 amino acids)
Biological process (GO): transmembrane transport
Cellular component (GO): membrane
Molecular function (GO): transmembrane transporter activity
Source: RefSeq, a predicted model, not a curated record